AUGUCAGUCUUACAGACCAAUGUCAGUCUUAUGAACCUUUGCGAAUUUUCAUUUGAUAACUCUUCUUCACAAACUGCUGUUGAGUACUAUGGGGAACAAUAUAACAACGGAAGUCAAGAAAUUAAAAAGAAGUCAAUAACUUAUGAAGAAUUAAAGAUUGCAUACAACCGACUGAGUCAAAUUCUUCAGUCUGUAACUUGCUCGUCAAAUUGUGUUAUUGGACUAUUCGUACAGCCAUGUUUAGAGUUGGUUAUUGCCAUACUUGGAAUCAUGAAAACCCAAUGUAUCUUCGCCCCUCUGGAUGUGAAAAUUUCGACAGAUUUUUUCACAAGAAUGAUAAACAAAGCAGGAAUGAAAAUUUAUCUCAAACACUUAAUUCUGUUUAAGAUAGCAGAAAGCUCGCAAAUCAGAGGAAUUGAUCUUAAUAUGUCAAAUAUUUCUUAUAUUGUUCAUACAUCUGGAACGACUGGUGUGCCAAAAAUAAUCACAGUACCUCAUAAAUGCAUUGUUUCAAACAUUGUGCAUUUAGCAAAAUUGUUUCAUAUCGAUAAAUCAAGUAAAGUUGCUAUGGUUUCACCUCCAACGUUUGACGCAAGUAUAGUAGAAAUGUUCAUUACAUUAUCGAAUUGUGCGACUUUAAUAAUACCCUCUGAAAUGAUCAAAUCGCAACCUUCUGAGUUAAUAAAUGUUUUACUCAAAAAAGCGAAGAUUACCAUUCUUCAGGCAACACCUUCUUUGAUGAGAAGAUUCCAUAUUGAUGAUUUAAGAACUGUUGUGUUUAGUGAAACCGCAAGUUUGAAAUAUAUGACUUUAGGUGGUGAAUCUUGUCCAUCUUGCAAAAGUUUGAGAGAAUGGAUAAACCGAUGCAAUAAAUAUUCAAUGUAAAUUUUUAAUAUAUAUGGUAUUACUGAGGUCUCAUCAUGGGCAUCUAUACAUCAAAUCUUAGAAAAUGAUAUUUUAUCAGCUGAUGAUUCUGCAAUUCCAAUAGGAAUUCCAUUAUGGAAAACAUUUUUUGAAGUAAGAGAUGAAACAACAAAUACGGUUUUGUGUACAAUUUCUUCGCCAAAGACUCCAAAUUGCAAUCUUUUUGAAUCAAAUUCCGAUAGGUCUUAUUCAUAUCAAUUGCACAUAUCAAAUAUAAAACAAUCUAACCAUCAAAGUGGUGCAGAUAAAGGUAUAACAUUUUGCGGGAAGUUGUUCAUUGGAGGUAAAGAUCGAUUUUGUCAUGUCUUGGGUGAUAAAGAUCAUGAAUUCAAAGACACUGGAGAUAUUGUUAAUGCUACUAUACAGAAUGACAAAACUUUGAAAUUGUCUUUUGUUGGAAGAUGUGACUCUAUGGUGAAGAGAAAUGGGAAGAAAUUGAACUUGUUGAGCAUGUCUAAA
Molecule: messenger RNA, 1383 nt
Organism: Styela clava
Lineage: Eukaryota; Metazoa; Chordata; Ascidiacea; Stolidobranchia; Styelidae
Source: RefSeq, a predicted model, not a curated record